GUUCCUACCUGGUUCCAACCACAAAUCAUAGAGGUUGUGAGCAAAGAGUAAAUUCGUCUUCUCUUGUCUUCAUCUAUGAGUCUUCUACGUAAGUUUGAGUAGGUUUUGACGCCUUACCAGAGACAAGUCUUGUCUCUGGCCUUACUAAUUACUGGCGAAACUAAGAUAAACUGGGGUUUGGAAAACUCUGGAAUAUUUCCGAUUCAUAUCAACCACCGAUCAACUCAAAAUACUUUUACAAUGCGGAGGCAGCACGUUGACCUUCACAAUGCCCAAGCAAAAUGGAAACUUCCAUUCCAACCACCUCGAGUUGAUCCCGUUAUUCCAGGUUCACACAAAUUCGAAGAGCUCGCUAACUUGUACGUUAAAAACCUGGAUGGUACUAUUGAUGACGAGCGACUACGAGCCGAAUUCGCUCCAUUUGGAACAAUCACUCAGGCAAGAGUGAUGAUGGAAGGAGGACGCAGUAGAGGAUUCGGCUUUGUCUAUUAUACAACCGAAGAAAGUGCCCAAUUGGCCGUAGCAGAAAUGGAUGGGAGCGUUCUUGGUUCCAGCCCCAUAUCUGUCUCGUUGUGUAGGCACACACACGACGGUAGUUCCAUUAAACCAGAAACAACUCGAGACGAGACUAACGGGAAUUCUGAUUAAACUAAACAAGUAUAAUUAAGAGUUUGGGAACGCAACAUCAUCGUUUUACGUUCCAAAAUAAAAUUGCUGUCUACUGGUUGUGGGCUACUCGUCUUUAUCUAUGGUUGUGGGUCGACCAUUUAGCCUGCACUCAUCAACCAUGUUUCAGCCCCCAAAUUCUUGCUAAUUGUCCUGGGAUGAGGCGAAAAAUCCAGAACGCAGUUGGAUGGAUGUGAGCCAAAUGCGGUUGUGCCCUUAUGUAUUAAAGCUGUUCUUUGUACUUUUUCAACUGCAGUGUGAAUUUUGUCAUUGUUUUCACUAGUGAAGUAAGAUACUUAUCAAUGCAGCCUAAGUCAUAAGUCCAUAUGCAGGGUUAGGUGUAGCCAAAAUCAGAGGAACCAGCUUUAACCUCAAAAACUAUUAGAAAUUAGUACCAAACAAACAUCCACGGGUUGUAAAACUUUAUAAGUGUAAGGGACUUUGUUUGUGAUAAAUGAAACUGUGAGCUAAAGGCAUGAACAAUUAUCCAACCAGAAAUGCGUAUUUCGAUUUGGAUCAGCAGCGUUUAGGUGAUCGAAACCAAUGAAUCAUGCCCUGUCGUUUCGGAGCCCUAUUAAGGCAAGUUGCAUGACUUCAAUGCGUGGCUCUCAUUGUUGCUCGCAUUUAAGCUAUCGGCAAAUAUUCAAAAUGUGUUUGACUGAAACCUUCGGUGUGCUUAUGGUCUGUAAAUCUUAGAUAACUGGGUGUCCAGUGAGACGCAUCUUCCAAAAAUCCCCCUAUGCCUGCCAGCGAUUCCACCAUUGAACUGAACCAAGUCACAGUCGACCAGCAAAACAGCGCUACUGAAAUUGCUGAGCCCCAAAACCAUGGUCAAGACGAAGAAGAUGGGGCUGCGCCAUCGGCUGUUGAUCGUGAAACUGAAACGAGUGGAGACACCCUGGAAGGGCAGGAACAUCGAGUGAUCCCCAUCGGCCGGGAUUAUCCUCCCUUGAUUAAAUUCUGCAAUAACAGGAUUUCCACCGCCAAAUAUAGUGUUAUAAGAUUUGUGCCGUUGUUCCUUUUUGAACAAUUCCGACGAUGGGCCAACAUUUUUUUCCUGAUGAUCGCCCUGCUGCAACAAAUUCCCGACGUCUCUCCGACUGGCAGAUACACCACUUUAGUGCCUCUCAUCUUCAUUCUGUCCGUUUCUGCCAUCAAGGAAAUCAUAGAAGAUAUAAAAAGACAUCGAGCUGACGACGAAACCAAUCAUCGCAAAGUCGAGGUUCUGAGGGACGAGACCUGGAUCAGCAUCCGAUGGAAGGACGUAGUAGUGGGCGAUAUAGUCAAGGUGGCAAACAACAACUUCUUCCCUGCCGAUCUCGUUCUUCUGGCGUCCAGUGAGCCUCAGAGUAUGAGUUUCAUCGAGACUGCUAAUCUAGAUGGUGAAACUAAUCUGAAAAUUCGCCAAGCUCUGCCCAGUACUGCCAAAUUGACCACCACACAUGAUCUGGCGAGUUUUAGGAGGCUGAAUGGUACUUUGGAGUGCGAGCCUCCUAAUAGGCACCUGUACGAGUUUAACGGCGUGUUCAAGGACUACAACAAACACCAGGAGCCGAUAGGCCCUGAUCAGAUUCUCCUAAGAGGAGCCAUGUUAAGGAACACGUCCUGGGUUUUUGGCCUGGUGAUUUAUACGGGGCACGAAACGAAAUUGAUGCGCAAUUCCACAAAAGCCCCUUUGAAGCGUUCCAGCAUCGAUAAAAUGACCAACAUUCAGAUACUGCUGUUGUUUGGGCUUCUUUUUGUCAUGUGCCUGCUUUGUACCGUUUUUAAUGUGAUUUGGACACGUGCCAACGGCGACAGCCACUCUUACAUUGGGCUGAAAGAAACUGAGAACUUUUUGUACACUUUUCUAACGUUUUUGAUUCUAUUUAACAACCUCAUCCCCAUUUCCCUGCAAGUUACUUUGGAAGUGGUACGUUUUAUACAGGCUAUUUUUAUCAACAUGGACCGCGAAAUGUAUCACGCAGAAACCGACACUCCAGCGAUGGCAAGAACCUCGAAUUUGAACGAGGAACUGGGGCAAGUUAAGUACAUAUUUUCCGAUAAAACUGGCACCCUGACCAGAAACAUUAUGGAGUUUAAGAGAUGCGCUGUAGGCCAUGAGGUUUACAGAACAGCCGAAACACCGGAAAAUUCAGUACUUUUCCAGCAUCUUAAAGAAAAACAUAAGAACUCUGAGAUGAUCAAGGACCUUUUGGUGCUUCUGUCCGUAUGCCAUACGGUAAUCCCAGAGCAAAUGCCUGAUGGUUCCAUGGUAUAUCAUGCAGCAUCUCCAGACGAACGAGCGCUCGUUUAUGGAGCUGCUAAGUUCGGAUACGUUUUCAAAAGCCGAACUCCUGACUAUGUGGACAUCACCGCCUUGGGCCAAAUCGAAAGAUACGAAGUGCUGACAGUGCUAGAAUUUACUUCAGCCCGCAAGCGGAUGUCGGUUAUCGUAAGGGACCCGCAAGGAAAAAUUAAGUUGUUUUGCAAAGGAGCUGAUACUGUGAUAUAUGAAAGAUUAGAUAACAACGCCUCAUCCAGAGAGUACAGAGAGUUGCUAUUGCAGCAUUUGGAAACUUUUGCCACUGAAGGUUUGCGCACCCUUUGCUGUGCAGUGGUAGAGCUGAAGGAAAGCGACUACGAAGACUGGAAACAAAUGUACCAUAAAGCGUGCUGCAGCAUCCAGCACAGAGAAGAAAAAAUCGACGAGGCAGCAAACCUGAUUGAAAGGAAGCUGAAGCUGAUUGGGGCCACCGCCAUUGAAGAUAAGCUGCAAGAGGGCGUUCCUGAAACCAUAGCCACCCUCUUAAAGGCCGACAUCAACAUUUGGGUUUUAACGGGGGAUAAGCAGGAAACAGCCAUCAAUAUCGGCUACUCCUGCCGGCUGAUAUCGCAAGGAAUGCAAGUGAUUAUUCUCAAUGAAGAUGGCCUGGAUAAUGUCAGGGAGGCUAUUUUGCGCCACUGUGAUGAACUGGGGGAGAACUUGGAGAAACCAAACGAAAUCGCCCUGAUUAUUGACGGGAAAACUUUGAAGUAUGCACUCACUUGUGAGUUAAGAACUGAGUUUCUUCGGCUGUGUGUUUCUUGCAAGGUGGUUGUUUGCUGUCGGGUUUCGCCGAUGCAAAAAGCCGAAGUAGUCGAAUACGUUACAAAAUACACAAAAUCCAUUACGUUGGCUAUUGGAGAUGGCGCUAAUGAUGUGGCCAUGAUCCAGAAGGCUCAUGUAGGAGUUGGAAUAUCCGGGGUUGAAGGCCUGCAGGCUGCAUGUGCAAGUGAUUACAGUAUAGGCCAGUUCCGGUUUCUACUAAGGCUGUUGUUGGUGCAUGGCGCAUGGAACUACUCCAGAAUGUGCAAGUUGAUUUUAUACAGUUUCUACAAAAACAUUUGCCUCUAUGUUAUUGAGUUGUGGUUCGCGAUCUACUCGGGCUGGUCCGGGCAAAUUCUCUUCGAAAGAUGGUCAAUAGGGUUGUACAAUGUGCUUUUCACCGCCUUGCCACCACUGGCUAUGGGAUUGUUCGAUAAGAGUUGCAGCGCGGAAAAAAUGAUCAGCUACCCCCAGUUGUACAAGCCGUCCCAAAGCGGCGAACUCUUCAACAUCAAGGUGUUUUGGAUGUGGAUUAUCAACUCUUUGGUGCAUUCUGCUCUGUUGUUUUGGCUGCCCGUAUUGGCCACUCAGCACGAUGUUUUGUGGAUCAAUGGCAAAGAAGGCGGCUACUUGGUGAUAGGAAAUGCAGUUUAUACAUAUGUAGUAGUGACAGUGUGUUUGAAGGCUGGUUUAGUAACGAACUCUUGGCCGUGGCCUACACAUUGCGCCAUUUGGGGCUCAAUAGUUCUAUGGUUUGUUUUCGUGAUAAUAUACAGUUUGUUCUGGCCAACUAUUCCCAUUGGUAGCGUAAUGUGCGGCAUGUAUAUUAUGAUCUUUAGCAGUGCCGUGUUCUGGAUGGGCCUGUUCCUCAUUCCUGUGAUCACAAUUAUUCCGGAUUGUGUAGUGAAAAUAGUGCAAAGUACAGCAUAUAAAACGCUUACCGAUGUGGUUAGGGAGAGCGAAAUCCGGAAGCGGGACCCGGAAGUGUAUCGGGGCGACUCAAAAAAUUCACCUAUGCAUGCGUUGGAGCAGUUUGCCAUAUACUAUCUGAGACCGCUCGGCUGCUCAAGAACGUCUUCUUUCGGAGGACGCCGAGGAUCGAACAGGACGUCGAAAUGGAUCAUGGCUUUGCAUUUUCCCAAGAAGAGGGUGGCGCUGUUUCUCAAACGGACAUUAUCAGAGCUUAUGACACCAAUAUACCGAAGCCCGAUGGCAUGUAAACUGCCAACGAAAAAGCUCCCUUAUCGGGAAACAAUUUACAGUGUUUAGCCAAUUUCGACUUAAACAACUACCUUUUUUUAUUCAUAAACACCGUCAACUUAGUUGCACUGAUUAGAUUAGAAACCGGAACGUUUCAUACGGAUGAAUGUAUCAAAACUUGAACAAUCACGAAGACUUAGUCUGGAAGAAUUAUGUUUAAAAAUAUCUGAUUGGCAGGGGCAAAAGCAAAAGACAAAAUUUCACUUGUUUGCUAUUGAUUAUGCCGCUGUUGUCUCCUCUACUAAAUAUCGAGUAGAACUCAAAACUGUAGCUAAAUAAUUACGCAUAUACAGGAUGGGGCAGUAAAUUUUUGGCUUUUCUGUCUCACCCUGUGUAAGUCUAAACUAUAAAUGUGCCUUUCGCAUUUUUAGUUUUUAUACAUAAUUUACACCGUAGAUGUUUUCUCUCAAGGUGCAGAUAAUGAGGAGUUUUUGGUUACAGAGUUAAGUCAUCCUAAACUAGAGGUAUAAAAUCAAAUUUUAACUAGCAAAAGUAGGAUUAAAAGUGCAAAUGUUUACUACAGCAUCGGUUGGGUGUUUCACUUAUGUAAAAGAAUAUUUUCUGCAACACCAAAAUAGGUUGGGAAGUGAAGCGCCGCCGACAUACUUGAUGUUAUUAGGGUUACAAAACUAUAAUAAGCCUUAAAAGAUGUAUUUUAUAGGACUCUGUUGAAUUUCCGUUGUUUAAUUUUUAAUAACUCUAUUUCUACAAUAACAACAAUACCAAAUCGUCUGUUUUAAAUUCUUUACAAAUGUGAAACGUGUACGGUAUAAAGCGUUCGGCUUAUCGCAAUGUGGUUUUAAAUAAUUUAUGUACUAUUUGAAGUUCUUCGAUUGUUGAUAAUAAAUGGGUAUUUAAUUUUGUUUUA
Molecule: messenger RNA, 5861 nt
Organism: Dendroctonus ponderosae (mountain pine beetle)
Lineage: Eukaryota; Metazoa; Arthropoda; Insecta; Coleoptera; Curculionidae
Gene: ATP8A
Product: probable phospholipid-transporting ATPase IA
Exons: 25
Coding region: 1406-5002 (1198 amino acids)
Biological process (GO): phospholipid translocation
Cellular component (GO): plasma membrane
Molecular function (GO): ATP hydrolysis activity; ATPase-coupled intramembrane lipid carrier activity; magnesium ion binding
Source: RefSeq, a predicted model, not a curated record